This is a messenger RNA of Cantharellus anzutake, 1438 nucleotides long. RefSeq lists its product as uncharacterized. The coding region runs from base 181 to 1098 and encodes 305 amino acids. Lineage: Eukaryota; Fungi; Basidiomycota; Agaricomycetes; Cantharellales; Hydnaceae. The record is from RefSeq and is a predicted model, not a curated record. The transcript has 4 exons.
UUCUUCGAAUAAGGUUGCAAGCUCAAAUGCAUGCUACUAAUCCAUGGAUACCGCUCAACUGAUUGCGUGUUUAGCGCCUUUGUUGCGUCGUGAUCGCUGCCACCAGCUACUGCUCCUCACACCUCUUAAACUCUUUUGUUCCCCCAUGCGGUGCUACGCGCACCCCUCUUUUGUUUUUCAAUGAGACCGUCCGAUGACAUACGUCGUUAUUGCGCUAAUGCCACGCUAGAGCCGUUGGCGACAACCUGCGACUACAGCCUACUCUCCUUCUCUUAUCCGGAGCAUUCAUCAGUUUCCCGGGAAGCUGGAAGACCGCUUCUUCAAGUCAGAAAACUCUCAGAGAACUUUUUUCAGCUUAAUGUGCAGCAAUAUCCAUUUCCAAUCCAGUCUUUCUUGCACAGCGAGGAUAUUGAUGCGUACGAUGAUAAAUGCACGAUAGCGGUUUUUCCAGACGGGCUAGUCUCGGGAAAGAUACCACAUCCUGCUAGCAACUUGGCUGGAGUCAGCGAAUGGGUCAAGCAAUCUCUUCUGGCUACUUCCGAAUCAGUGUUGAACAUUCUUGAUUACGGUUCUUCGAAAUGGUUCUUCUUUGAAUUGUAUCAAGAUCGGGUGUUUUCCGCCCAUCUCCUCCAAAAACUGCACCAAGGCUUUCUGCAGCCGACAUUGGCAGUUUUUGUGGUUCCUCCCUGGGUCAUAACGUUGGACCUCUUUCGUUCUUUGGUUGACGUCGAAGUGGUGCGCGACCUUAGAAGUGCCACCAGACUGCGGGCACGACUAGGUGAUUGUUGUGACCUCUCUCCGCCUGAACUGCUGUGGUGCGAGAUCUAUGACCGAUGCAUGGAUAUGUCUGUCACCAGAUUUGUCCUCACUUCAUACGAUUAUUGGGUAUUCGGACAUUUAUCCCAAGACUCAGGCAGCUGCUUUGCAACGAUCACCCCCGUCAUGCACCCACGCUCAAGCGGUCCGACGCUGUUACAAGCGAUUGUGUUUCAUGUUCGCCCUACGGAGUAUCGGGACAUUGGCCUUUCGUCCCAAGUCUCUACGGCAUCAUCAUGGGUAUGUGGAGGCCUACUUAACACGGUCCACUUGUCCACUUAGAAUCUGCAGGUGUCAGGGGAUACAGCUCGCCCCCUCAAGCGCAAGACACCACCCGGAAGUGAUCGACCUCGGGAAUUGCGAGCGCCGCACUUUAAAACUCUUUCGUCCCGGUCCAGCACGGGUUCUGGCCCCCAUAGACGUUCUCGGAGAGCUCCAUCCGUCGUUUCUUCGCACAAGUCAAGAUCGAGGAAUUCUCGUUCAGUCGGGGAGGUCGCAGAUCCAACACACUUCUGUGGCCGCCCCCCUUCUCCAAUGCUUCACUCUGUCAAAGAAGAGUGCAUAGAUGGCGACUCUUCGGGAAGAGAGGGGCCACCUCCCAGUCCUAGCGCCAACUUCCCUG